CGCCCCCAGCCUCCACACCUCCUCCCUCGCCUUUCUCUCGCGCUCCCCUCCCCCAGCAACCACACACACGCACACACACAAACAGAGAGGGAAGGGGGGAGGGUGAGAGAGAGGGAGAGAGAGAGAGAGGGGAGAGAGAGAGGCUCCCCGGCUCCCUCCCUCCCUCGCACACAGCGACUGGAGACGGACGGAGAGCAACGCGCUGGGAGAGGAGAGACCACCGAGAACAGCCCCGCGCUCUCACACAUACACUCACACUCGGCUCUUUCCUCUCCCCCCACCUCCUCCUCCUUCCACCCCCACCACUAACACCAUCUCCUCCUCCUUCUCUCUGCAACAAGAAAAAAAAAAGCCAUUUACAGGGGGUGAUGUGCAACUAAUUAAAGGCAGACUAGCAGCGUCUGCAAAUUCUAAGGCUCCCCAAAUAAAAAGAGACUGUUGUAACAGUUGGAGGAUAAUGCUAAGGAAGACGCUGCCUGGGAAUUCACCGUCUGUGGAAAUGCGCCCCAGAGAGGAAUAAAGCAGUCCUCACCUUGCUCUCCCCAUCCGGACCCACUUUCCCUUCCCGCCUCGGCCCCCACCCCGACACCACCAUCACCCCCUUCCCUCCCCCCCACCUCCCCCCCUUUCCCACCCAGGUGUCGGACCAGGCGGUCCCCACUUCCACCCUGCACCCCUUCUUCCCCCCCUGCACCAUGAACACCAAUGUCUGCGUGGAGCCCGGGCCGAGCCCGGAGGCCCCGGGCUUGCCCAAGGAAAGCCACCUGCCCGAGGGGGCCCUGAACAGCCUUGUGGAUUACAACUCGGAGAUGGAGCGCUACCGCUCCUUUGCCACCUCCUUCUACAAGACCAACGGGGGCGCCUUCCCGCAGGCGGCCAAGAUCGCGCGCAUCACCACCCCCAUCUUCCCCAGCAGCGCCGCCGCCGCCGCGGCCGCCGCGCGCAUCGGCAUGUCCCCCUGGAACUGCGACAACGCGGCCACCGCCGCCGCCGCCACCGCCAUGCUCUGGGGCAGCGGCGGGGGCGGGGGCGGCGGCGGGGGCGGCGGCGGCGGCGGGGGCGGCGGGGGCGGUGGCGGGGGCGGCGGGGGCGGCAGGAAAUCCUCCUCCGCCGCCGCCUCCUCCUCCGCCUCCUCCUCGGCAAUCCUCCCCGCCGGCGGCGGUGGCGGCGGCGGCGGCGGCGGCGGCGGUGGCGGCGGCGGCGGCGGCAGCAGGACCAGCAUGCACCACCGAAACGACUCCCAGAGGCUGGGGAAAGCUGGCUGCCCGCCAGAGCCGUCGUUGCAAAUGGCAAAUACUAAUUUCCUCUCCACCUUAUCCCCUGAACACUGCAGACCUUUGGCGGGGGAAUGCAUGAACAAGCUCAAAUGCGGCGCUGCUGAAGCAGAGAUAAUGAAUCUCCCCGAGCGCGUGGGGACUUUUUCCGCUAUCCCGGCUUUAGGGGGCAUCUCAUUACCUCCAGGGGUCAUCGUCAUGACAGCCCUUCACUCCCCCGCAGCAGCCUCAGCAGCCGUCACAGACAGUGCGUUUCAAAUUGCCAAUCUGGCAGACUGCCCGCAGAAUCAUUCCUCCUCCUCCUCGUCCUCCUCAGGGGGAGCUAGCGGAGCCAACCCGGCCAAGAAGAAGAGGAAAAGGUGUGGGGUCUGCGUGCCCUGCAAGAGGCUCAUCAACUGUGGCGUCUGCAGCAGUUGCAGGAACCGCAAAACGGGACACCAGAUCUGCAAAUUUAGAAAAUGUGAAGAGCUAAAGAAAAAACCUGGCACUUCACUAGAGGUCAGAGGAGAUGAUUUCUUGUUUCCCAGUCUCCCCCCUUCCCUCCUCACUCCCCUCUCUUCUCCCCUUCAGGGCUUCUUGUCUGGCUUGAAGAUGCAGUACCCCUUUCCUGAAGCUUCCUUCAGGUUGUAAGAUACAGUCGCAGGUGGUUGCGAGGGCACGGCCUCUCCACCACCCUCCCCAGCUGCACUUCGCGUGGAACUGGCCUCCAGAUGGGGGGGGGGGGUGCGCCCCUCCUUUUUAUCUGUGGUGGUAAACUAAUGUAAUUGGUUUAAAAAAAUCAGAAGUUUCACAUUCAGUAUGGUCAAAAAUGCCCCCCUCCCUCUUAGUAUUAGUUUUAAAAGCAUCUCUGCCCAAAGGAUUGGACACUUCGCGUUUUAUAUACUUUUAUAGGCUAAGGGAGACUUCUUAGUGGCCCAGUUAUAACAGUGAGGGCACACUUUGUGGCACAAAAGCCUAUAGUUCCAUUAAAACACAAUCGGAGUGAUCAUUGAAGCUGAAAUACAUGCUUCCAAAAGGAUGUUCUACCCCCUUCUAGAAUAGUUUUUUUUUUUCUCUCCACCGUGAUAAAAAACGUUUCUAUUUUCCAUUUUCUGCAUAUCUGGUGGUUUUUUUGAGAAAGCAGAAAUAAUAUGGAAAGCUGAACACCACCUGCAAUUUUUAAGAAGGAUGUGUCUAAGAAUAAAGGGACGAAAUUAGUUCAGUUCGGGCAGGUGAUGGUAAUUCUAUUUAAGAAUUGUUUCAUGUAGUUUCAGAAACAAAUGAUUCCAAAAAAAUUUGGUUACCAAAGUAUAUUUACUCUGGGCUCUGCAUCUGACAAAGUAACCAUUUUUGUGGUCACAAAAUUGUUCUAUACACCAAGCACAGUUUCGAUUGAUACCCUAGAUGGUCAAUAAUAAUUUCUUUUUCCUAUAUGACCUUACAACAGGCAUGUACUGAUUACCACUAAAGUAAUUGUUAAAUUAGGCUUUUAAUUAUGUUAAAUACAAGGAGUGAUGUGUCUGGUGGAAAUUUCAUAUGGUAACUUGAUCAAAAAGGGAAAAAAGGUACAAUCAUAGGUAAAUGGUUUUAGUGGAAUGUUUAACAAAGAAAUAUGGAAAAGUAAUCGUAUUUAGUCCCUUGAUAAAAUUUGCAGAGUAGAUGGCAGGAUGUUCAUAUAUACUUGAGAAUGUAGAUAGUGGAUUUAGCAUUUGGGAAUGUUCUAUGGGUCAGAUUAUAGAGUGAGACUGGCUCUCACAAGUUAUUAUCAGAGGGCACUUGCACAUUCUUUUUAAAAAUUGCGAGCACUGCUUCAAGGAGUUUUCUCCAUGAAGGAGAACCUCUUUAAAAGGUUAAAAGAGGAAAGUUAAAGAAUUCUGUUGCAGGUUUGAACACAAAUAAGAUACAGAUUUUUUUUUUAAGUUUUAUUAAUAUACCAAGCAAAUGGCACUUUGGGAUUCCAAAAAAAACCCACAGUGUUGUAUUGCUAUCAUUAUUGAUUGUGAUCAGGUCCAUCAAAACAUUGCACUUAUCCCUCCUUAUAAGAGAAUUCAUCUCUUUGUCAAGAGUUUGACUUUACUUCAGAGUGGUUUACUACCUUUCCUUUGGCAAUGCUGCUUAAACAAAGAUAAUAGCAAUUAUAAAAAUGCAGGUCUAUCUAUUUUCUUAGGUGGCAAAAACUAGUUUUUAGUUUUUGAAUUGUGUUUUUCUGGAUUAAUUUAUUGCAACUUACCUCUAGUCUCUAAGGCCUAUGGGAAUUAAAAUUCAGUUCAUGAUAAAAAUUUCCUGUCAAUGCCCAGUUGAUAAGGACUAGAUGGCUUUAUUUUUCCUCUUUAACUAUAUAGUAUGUAGCAUAAUAGAUUUCAUGUUGCAAGUAGGCUACACCUUCAGCUAGACCCAUGGCCCAGACUGCAUCCCAAUUUAGAGUAUGCAGUGGGUAGGGCCACUGAAUAAUUCUGAUUUACUUAGUAAAUAACCGCUCUGAAGGAGCUUAAUGUGGCUAUCAAUAGGUUUUCUGCACAAGUUUCUAUGCUGAUUUAUCAGUCUAGACAAAUUUCAUAAAUUUUUUUUCCAUUUUUUUCUCAUUUGGGUAGUUUUCCCACAGACUUGUUGUGAUGUUUAAAUUCCUUAGACAUUUUGAUCACAGAUGAUCCCAUAGUACUACCUUUUCUUUUAAAUCCACGUGCACAAAAGUUCUGUUGAUCUUCAGAAAAUGGGGUGUGGGUGAGAAGGGAAACAAAUUUCAGUCUUCAUAGAGCUCUCUGAAGAUGUUUUCCUAACUACAUACUCCUUCCUACAAGAAGGUCAUGGUUCAAGGCUAAGAUUGUUAGUGGAAUGCUAUUUGGCAGAAAGAAAAAGUUUGGGGGAGGGGUUUUGUUUUGUUUUUUAAUUGGCUAAGACUCUAUCUAGCUUAUUUUAAAAAGGCAAUUGCAGCCUUAAGCACAUGUGUAACCACACAGUUAUGGUUGUAGGAAACCAGCUGGAUGCAUGUCAGAGUGACAGGGUUUACAUGACUGAACCAAAGCUGGAGCAGUGUUUGCUGGUGGGUGAAAAGUCCCCUGCUGACCUGCUUCCCUCUCUAAUUUGGUUCCUGUAAGUUAUCAUCAUCUGUGGAGAUGUUUUAGAGAUUGGAUAGACUCCCUGGCUGAGGAUAAUGAUUUGGGGUUUCAUUAUGGGUAUUACCUGUGGACUUCAGGUUUAAGUUCAGUAGCUAAUAUUUGUUGGCUUUAAAUUAUGGACACCAAUUAAUAAUUGCAUCAUCAUUAGUUUUAUUCUUAUUUAUCAUUUCAAACCUCAUGAGUCCUUCUUUCCAUUGACUUAUUCUCCUCAAAGACUGGAGGCUUAAUCAGAUUUUCAGGGUGAGUAAACUGAAAUUAAGACAGAUUCACAUGGUUGUUUUGGGAUUCUUGCCCACAUUUUUUAAAGCCUCCUCUCUGGCAUUCCUUUUAGAACAACCUAACUUAUUUUCACAUUUUCCUGCUUCAUCUCAUGUUAAGAGCAUCUUAAUGCCUUGGAAAUAUGUUUAUAAAAUCACCCUCUUGAUAAUAUUCCAUAAGAUAACAAUGCACAUAAAACAAAUUUAGUUUUUCUGUGAUACUGUGUAUUUGCACAGAACACUGUUCAUUUAGUCAAUUACUGUAUUAAAAACUUGUCACUAAUUAUUCAAAGCAGUUAUUACAAAUACUAUAUGCCCUUUUUGCAACAAAACUUACCUUAAAAACUUGCAUCCUAAAUGAUCAAUAUUAAAUUGAGAGAUUUUAAUAAACAUGUGAUUAUGCAUUAUGAUAAUAAGUUACAUAAUAGCACUUUGUCUCAUGGAAAGGUAAUCAAUCCUUCAGUUUUCAGAUUCACAGUAGUUACAUUUCUGAUAUGAAGAUCUAACUUUUUAAAAUAUCUCAGCCUCAUAUGACUCAAGGGAUAGAAUCAUCCCUUGGGCAACCCCAGCCUCUUAGUCCCUGAACAUUGUUCAGGUGACAUGAUUGAUCUCUGUGGGACAGCAUUAGAGACCACACAGAUCUGGUUUCUCUCCCAUUAGCUGAUUUAUGGAAUUACAUUAGUAAGCAGCACCUCAGGAGAUUUCCCUGCCCCCACCCUUGGCUCUCAGCUCUAAGUUACACACUGGCAUCACAAGCUGGAGAAGGGACUUGAAAAGGGUACCUUAGAGGGAAGAGACUGAGAAACUAGAAACUCAAGAAAAAGAACAAUUUCAAUCACUUUCUUCUCUUUUCUCUCAUUAAAAAAUUUAUCUGCUGAAUAUACAGGCCAACAAUUUUGGUUGUGCUUCUCAGGGGUUUGGUGGAAAACAUCCAAAUAUUGCCCCAAACUUGAUAACUUGAUUUUUUUGAGGAGUGUUUUAGGGGAGGAGGGACAUGUUUCUUAUAUAUGCUAUUAAGUUCUGAGAGCCCCAGCCACCCAAAUGACAAUUGUAGAAUUCUGGACAAAGCAUUGUCUGCAAGGGAGAUGGUUCCUGUUUCCCAAAGAAAUUCAUUUGUAGACCAUGUAUAAAAUAGGGUGUCCUUCACACUCAGCAUCUGUCUAGUUAAAUAAUUGACAAUGUUAAUAAGUUUUUGAAGUUUGGUGACUUUUACAUAAAAAAUUUAUAGGUAAAUACGGAUGUUUCCUAUCUUAAAGUGAAACAUCCACCAGUUUGUCAUUUUAUAUCAUAAUUUAAAAAUGAGUUUUCAAUUUUUAGUUUCAAAAAUCAAAAACGUGCCAGUUUAUAAAAGCGUAAAUUUUUGUUUUACUCUCAAAAUGCAAAUAUAUAACUAUCAAGGGAAAGAGGAAAGUUUUCAAUCAACUUAAACAAAAUGAUAGGAUAUUAACAGGUGUGUAAUAUAGAAAUAAUGUAGGAACACAAUCCUGAAUUUCAUAAGUGAUAAGAAAAAAGUUCAGAAAAGUUUAACUUUGACUAAAGUCAACUAGAUUUGUGGUCAAGGCAUCAUACUGUAAUACAAGUCCAGUGCGAUUUUCCUUCUAUCACUAGAUUUAGUGCAAGGUGGUCCAAAGUUGUUUUUAAAAGGACCAUACAUUUUCAAUAAUUCCUAAAUGAAAAUAAUACCCCCACCUAUCCAAAUACCAUGAAACUUCUAAGCAAUCUUUGGCAUGGCAAUUAGGAAUAGUAGAAUAAAAAUAAUUAAAAUUCAUAUUUAAGGUAUCCUGUAGGAAUGUUUGGGUGAAAUUCAACUGUCCUCAAACAAAAUACAAACCAAUAAGCAACCAGAAAGCCAAUCAGAACAAAUCAGUAAAAACGACAACAAAUUUUAGACUAACCAGAUAAAAAUAUUGGACAUUUUAAAUAAGAAUGAAGAGUGUAUCUAUUGAUUAGGAAAAUAAACAAAAGUUACUUGAUUCCUAAACUUUUUGAUGAGCUGAUUACAGAAACAGUGCUGUAUAUUUUGGUUAGCCUUAGUCAGCUGUUUUCCUGGGUGAAUAGUUAGGAGUUUUGUAUAGUCAGACUUACAGAAUGAUAUUAACAGAGUAAAUUAAAAAAAAAUCGUCUGUCCACUAAAAAUGGAAAGGAGUGCAAACAGGUGGGCAUUUCAUCCAUAUUUGCUCUAGUUUGCCAGGUUGGAGACUGAUGAUCUAUAUGGGAGUGACCCUGGAAACCCUGUAGGAUAUUCCUUCUGGAUUCACAAGUAAUAUAAACUACUUGCGUAGGUCGAAAUGUGUUUUUAAAAACUCUUUUGAAAUAGUUGGUACUUAGAACUGUUCAAACUGUUUAGACUCAGUUGGUUAGAUUGUCUGAAUGCAUAGUUCGUUUUUACCCGAAAACAAUUCACCUUUUAAUCUUGCUUUGAGAAAGCAUAACAAAAUGUCCUACUGUCCAAUAAAUUUCACAAGAGUGUAAAUGCUUCCAUUUUUUACAUGUUUUCUUACAUUAUGCAAAACAUUAAACUAAUAUAUUCAUUAUGUAAAAAUAUCUAAUCAAAUUAGUAGGUUAAAUUCAAGAGUUAGUGAAUGGCCCAAGUAUAUAUCUACAUUGGAUAAAGGACUCACAUCUCUUUUAGUUUUCCUUUAUUUUUAGAUUAGUCAUUAAAAGGCAAAAAUGCACCCAAAAUAAUGGUAGACUCUUCCAUUUUUAUGUGGGAUUUUCAGUCACUGAUUAGAAUGUAGAUGAUCUUGUUUGGGAAUGUGGAACACUUGAGAAAAUACCAUCUUUUACAAACAUUUGUUUUCAAGAAUACUUUUUAUUGUAAUCAGUGUAAAUUUUGAAGAUUUUGCGUAUGUGUAAUUUUAUUCCUUCACUUGCUUUGUGGUGCUUCUGUUCAUUCUUGACAUAGUUUUUCAUCUGGCAUUAUGCUCUUGUCCUUAUGAGUUUCAAAAUAUUUGGGGGAGCGGCACAAGGGUGGUCUAUCUUUCAGUCGUAUCUCGUUCCAUCACAUACAAACACCUGUCCUAAAAUUGAAUUAUUCUGCACGUUAAUCGACAAGCCUCCCUCCAUUCAGCAUCAUAUGUUUUCUGUUGUUUAUUGAGUUAUGUUGCACCAUACUUCAGAUGCGACAGCCAUUUAAUAAUGUUGAAGACUUAGCUCUGCAGGGGCUAAAAGGAUCCCAGCAGGCUUGUUAACUUCUACUCUAAAACAUUAUGAGAAUUUUUUUUUUCCUCUGUGAAACUUCGGAGCUUUCCCUUAAUUUGUUUUAACAGCCUAAGAAUCUGAAGCCAGGUAUGAGAGCGAGCCUGUUAAAUUUGUCCUGUUUUUCCUUUUCUUAAUAUUUAAUGCAUUUAUUUCACAUUACAUUACUUACUCUAAAGCAAAUGGCAAAGCAAAAAUUACUUUUUUAAGGAAGUAAUAUUCAAGAUGUAUUUCUUUGAUAUAAAACCAAAUAUAGGUUAUAUUAGGAAAGUAUACUACUAGUUUCUUGGCUUUUCAUUUCUUUUAUAAUUAAAAAUUAUAUUCGGGCCAUGUGGCCACAGUUAGAUGAUGUGUUAUGGGAAGAGCCCAUAGUAUUGGGUAACUUACAGUUGAAAUGUCAGGUACAUCAGCAUAACUUAUCUGAACUUUAUUUCCUCAUCUAUAGAAUGGGGAUAAUAAUACCCACUAGCUUACAACUUUUUGAUAUUAUAUGUAGGUUUGUAUACUCUGCAUACUGAAAGAUGCUAUGCAAUUUCUCAUUCCUAUUUUAAAGUCGUCAAUGAAAAGUAGAGAAUAAGACAAUUAUGUUUACAGAUAAUUCAGUACACAGGCAGGCUACUUAUGGUUUUCAGACAUUAAAGCCCAGAUAAACUCUGUUGUAGCUUGUGUUUUCUGGAUUUUUGCUUUAAUCAUCCAGUUCUCCAAAUAACUGGCUUGAUUUCACUUGGAAAGAGAUAAACCUGAUAAACAAGUUUUCCUUGUUCUUGUAUUGUCAAAUGCCCAGGAAAACUGCACAACUCACCCAGUCAAGUCAGUCAAUGGGAUGAGCCAAAUUAAACACAUUCGUGUGCUUCCUCCUUCCUCACCAAAGGCACACCAUUGCCAUUAAUUUCUCUAACUUUUAAUGGGGGCGGAGGGUGGGGGAGAGUGUAUGUGUGUUUCCCUUUAACUCAAUACCUUCGUUUGGUUACUCUUUUCUUUAUUUGGCAGACAUGGGGAGUUAUUCUAAAUGUGAAUUCGUUUAAGAAAAUCAUUGUGAAAAGAAAUGGUUAAAUGCUUGUGAAUUCUAGUUGGAGAACAUAUUUAAUAAAUAUUGGAAAAUUUUACUUACUUUUGUUUUGAAAGAUAGGUGUGUGGCGGGGGAGCGUAAAACAGAUAUACAUUCUGAGAUAAAAAGUAAAGUAACUAUGAAGAACUUUCCUUUUUCUUCUUAAUAAGGAGAGAAUAUUUGUGAGGUAAAGAAAGUUAGUGAGUGGUAAUAGAGAAGGCUGAUGGUUUUCUGGGAGAAAAUAGUGAUAAACCCUAAGACAGGUGAGAUACUAACCCAGAAAGCACUAAAAACCAAAUAGAAAGGAAUAUUCAAGUCAGGAUGCAAUGCAGUAUCUAGAAGGAACUUUGUCAAGGCAGGAUAUGGAUGUCUGCUUUGCUUCAGCAGUUACAGAAGUUUUGCAAAGAAUGGAAACUAUAAAAUGAGGGAAUAUAAUAUUUUUAUGACUUCACUCAAUACAUUUGGUUUGGGAGUCAGAGCUAAAGCUCAAGUUCAGUGGAGUGGCAGCUGAAUCAGAGACAAGGAAAACAGAUUGUGUUAUAGCUGAUGUUAUUAUUUUUACUUAUGUCUUUGAAACAUUUGGUAGAAUAAUUCCAAAGUGUAGCUAAAAGAGAAUGCUUCCAAGAUGGGUGGAAAAUGGUGUCCCAUUUGUAUCUCCUCUGCAUCUAAAUUCAUACUUUAGAGGACAUUCUUGAGAACGUGAAGAAGUGUCAAAUUGGUGAAAACUCUGCUGAAAGUACAGUUUCCUGGUCAGAAAUUAAACACACACGCACACACACACACAUACACACACACACCUGGAUGACUGAUAGAAUCAAAAGGAUAAUGAUCUAAGAGGAUGAGAGGGGAAAAGGGUAUAUGUUUAUACAUCACCAAGACUUAUGGCAUUUCUGUAUAUUUCAGCAAUUCUAGCAAAUUCCAGAGAAGGUAUAUUUUCUUCAAAACCUUACAGAGUGAAAAAAAGUGGAAUACAUUUUAAAAGAAAGAUAGACUAUGUACAUUUAAUUCAUUUAAUUGUGCAGAAAGGAUGAUUGCGAGUGUUGGUGAAUUGGUGGUAGAAAAAUUAACUGUGCUGGUGAAAGAUUUGUCUAUGGGAAAUGUUCUUGUGUGUAGGUAAGAUGAGACCAGUGAUGGUUUUGGUGGAGUCAAGAAUAAGGGAAAGAGCUAAAAUUCUCGGUUGUAUAUAGAUGGAUGAAAAUUGAAAAGAUGUGGAAUCUUCUAGUAAGCACUAAAUAUUUCGUGUGCUCUAAUUUUCAUCCAUGAAAAACAAAACAGAGAACACUGGCCUUUUCCGUCCCCAAAGAAAUACAGAUCUUUUGUGUAAGUCUACUGUAGAGAAUUAAAUUCUUUAUGAAGUGGAGUGGUUUUUGGAUUUUCCUCAUGUGAUUCUCUUCACAUGAAUAUGUUAUUUGUGUGGCGUAGAGCUGUGUUUUUCAAACUGCAGGUGACAGAACAUUAGUGGUCCAUGUGUUGGCUUACCACAAGGAUUUUUAGAAAGUAGAACAGAACAGAGUGGAACAUAAAAUAUAUGAGUGCAGCACAUAUAGUAAGAGUACAUAUUGUUAAACUUCUGUUUCAGUUUGUAUGUAUACAUAAAUGUAUGUGUAUGCAUGUACUAGGCUGCUAUGUAAAAUGUAUCUCUAAGUGUUGGUUGCAGUCAAAAAAAUUUGAAAAACACUAGUUUAGUGGCAGCAACAACACUAUUGAACAAGUCUGUAGUGAGGAAAGAAAUUAUAUUUGUAAAUGGAACAAUGUUAACAAGAUAAAGAGUAAAAUUUAAAUGUCUUUCUUAAAUAGUGUGUCUUCACUUCUAGGCAGGUCUGUACCUAUGCUGUAUAAUCCUGAAUACAUGGUAUGUUACUGAGCACAUAGAAAACCCCUGAUAAAUUCAAUUCAAUUUAACAAAUCUUCAGGUAGGAACUCUUAUUUUCUAAGGUUUGUGGUAAGUGCUGUGGAUGUAUACAUACAUAUAUGUUCAUACACACACACACACACACACACACACACACACACAGCUGCUUAAGGACCUUGAAUUUUCUUUAUUUCUACCUUUUACAGUACCCAUCGAAAUCCCUAACUCUACAUCUUAGUCAGCCCUCCAUCUAAGAUACUUAAUUUCCUACUUCAUUCUCAACUCUCAAUCCAAGAAAUGAACACAUUUAAAAUGAUAUAAUUGAAUUAAAAUGAUAUAAUCGCUCUGGAAGCAACCUCGUACCUAUGUAUAAGCCUUGGGAUUCCUUGAUUCAUCCUUGGCUUAGUUUUUCCCCAGAUUUAAAUAAGAAAUACAAAUUGCUGUUUAUGAUCUCUGCUUGGUUACCUCACGUGAUUAUGUGAUGAAGUAUUAAGUUUUCUUUAGUGUUCUAGAAUUUGUCAAGGAAUAAGAAAACAAAAAGAAUACUUGCCUUGAACAUUUGAACAUACUGAGAAUCUACAGUAUGACUUGUUAUUUUAAGUGUAUUUUACAGAGUACUGGAAACUCUUGUUUGACCUGAAUAAAAAAGAAGUAAAGGAAGAA
Molecule: messenger RNA, 11387 nt
Organism: Acinonyx jubatus (cheetah)
Lineage: Eukaryota; Metazoa; Chordata; Mammalia; Carnivora; Felidae
Gene: CXXC4
Product: CXXC finger protein 4
Exons: 3
Coding region: 696-1904 (402 amino acids)
Cellular component (GO): nucleus
Molecular function (GO): methyl-CpG binding; zinc ion binding
Source: RefSeq, a predicted model, not a curated record